UGGCAAUUGUUCCAGUGAGCUUCAAGUCUGCUGAAUUAGCAGCGGUAUUGUAAAACGCGGCAAAUUUCUUAUUUAUGGAUCAGUAUCAUUCCAUUAUUCUUCAGAACGGAAUAAAUGUAGAUUUUAUUUUGAAAGGAGCCUUGUCUGCAGAUAUAUCUGGUGCAGCUGAAGUAUCUAUGUGGAAUAAAAAUUCACAUGCAAUUGUAAAAAAUACAGGUGCUCUCUUAGUUAAUGGAUUUUGCCGUGUUGAUACAUCAUUUGUUGAAAGUCGUGUGGAUUUUGCUUUGGGUGGAAGCUCUUCUCUAAAUAUCGCUGUAGAUCUUGAUUUUUCCAAGAAACCAAUGAGGAUUUGCUUACAAGCUGAACAACCUAAUUUCAUAUUCAGGCAUAAUGUAAGAAAAACUGAAACUAUUCCAGGGAGUAAACAUCUAAUCAAAACUCUUAAACGAAGAAGUAUCCAUUUCCCUGGCAGAUCAUUCAAUCUGCACAAAAAGAAUUCAGAUUCCUGUAAAGAAUUGCUGUUUCCUAAGAAAGAAGCAUCCUUUUGGUAACGAAAUGUGUAAAUAUUGGUUAUUAAUAUUGUUAAAAAAAUAAGUCAGACAUCAUAUCUGUAAUUUUUAUUAUUUUAACAAAAUCUUAUUUCCUCUGGUCAGAGAUAUAUUCAACCAUUUCUUCACUCUCUACAAUAUAAAAACUAAGUAUUUUGUAAGGAAAAUUAUAUUUUCAGUCACUUUUUUCUGGACAUUAUAUGAUCUCAAUUUUUAAAUCAUUAACUCAUUUAAGAUACUUAUUUUAAUUCUACACAUUGCUGUUAAUGUAUGGUUUUAAAAUUAUCUAUUUUUACUUAUUUCAAAGGGUGACCAGAAAAAUUCCCACAGGAAAAAUACUCAAUAAUGCUCACACAAAAAAAGCCAUAGGGAAAUAUGGCCACACAGGAAAAAAAAAAAAAAAAAAAAAACUCAUUUGCUUAAUCUUCUAAAUGUUUAUACUAUAAAAUAUAUAACUUAGACUUACUAUUAUUUUAUUUUUUAACAGUUAAAAUUAUAAUAAUUUUUUAUUGUAUAUUCUAUUUCAUCUUUACUUCUUACUCCUCCCCUUUUUACUGCACAUUUGUUAGUCUUAUAUAGCUAUAGAAUCACACAAAGGUAUACAGUUUGUGAAAUAUAUACCAUAGAGUUUUUGAAAAUUUAAAUUAUUUUUAUUUAAAAAAUGCAAGUAGGUGCACAAUGUUCAAAUCAAUUAACUAUUGAUUGACUAACGUAAGGAAAUUUCUACGUGAUUUUUUUUACUAGUGGGAUUAUUUCCAUGUGAGCUUUUUCUGUCAGCAUUAUUCUGUGAGGGUUUUUUUUUUUUUUUUUUUUUUUUGCUUUGUUCCUAGAACAUUUUAAAGUAUCAUUCAUUAUUUAUUAAUACCAAUGUAUAUUAAAUACAGGAAGGCCCAAACAGCAUGCUAAAAAUAUCUGCUUAGAAGAUACUGCACAUCAUGUAUAAAUUUUCAUGAGUGCAAGGGAACUUCUAUUUGUUGACAUAGUUACUUAAUCAUCAGAAAACAGGAUCUCGUAUUUUGUUACUAAAUCAGAUACUGUUCUUAUCCUUGAAUAGUAGACAAAAGUUGCAAUUUACACAGAAAGAGUUCCACAGAGUUCAUUGAUCUUUGUAUUAUAUUUUUGGGAUCCCUAACUGUGAUAAAGCUUUUUUGUGCUAAUGUGUAUGCUUUUGCUUCUAAAUAAUUUGACUAGAAAAACCUGGCAAAUUUCAUGAAAUGAAAUAUACUUUCAAAAUUGAGCAGCUAUUCCUUAAGUGUAAAGGUUUUCUUCAUUCUGCAUUUUUUACCAAAUUUGCAUGAAACUAUGACAUUGGUUGUUUUUGUAAAAUUCUCAUGCUUUAUGUAUGUUUUAAUUUGUCAUAUUGGUAGGUUUGUUGCCAGAUUUAUUAACUUCUUGCAUCAAGAUUUUUUAUUGCUCCACAAACUGCUAUUUAAUUAGACAAAUUGCAAAAAUAGCAAAAAUUAGAAUGUCUUGAAAAUGAAUAAAUCCUUAAUACUCAAGCAAUUAUACUCAGACUCAAACAAUCACUACUUAGUAUGAGCUUUAUUUCCUCCUAAUUCUUUAAAAAAUUUGCUUAAAAUAAUAUUAAUUAUUUUUGUAAAAUUUUCUUAUGAUAAACAUAAGUUCCUUAAAAGUUAAACAGUCAGAUUAAUAAAGAAGGUUAUGACAAAACUCUCUCCCUUCUCUAUAUACACAUAAACUUAUAUACUCGUAAUAUAGUAAUUGUAUAAAUAAAUUUAUAGAAAUAUAAUACAACAGUAGAACACUUUUUGUCAUGUUUUUUGAACCAUCCUAUAUUAGGCAGAAAAGAAUUUUUAGAACUAAAUUUUAAAAAUCCCAAACCAAAGAUGUAUCUAAUUUUAAACUAAAGAAUGAUUAAUAACAAAUUAAAUGCUUACUUUCUCUUUCAAUAGAGGAGUAAAUAUACAUAUAGCUGAUGCACAUUUGCAUUGCGUAAAACAAAACAUUUUACUCGGAUUACUAGAGAAAUAUUAACAAAUUCAUUAAGUUAUUUUAAUAUACUGUUAAAUAUUUAUAUUGCAACUGUACAGAACAUGUUGCUGAAUGAAGCAUAUUUCUUAUAUCUGUUGCAACUGUAAACUUAUCAUAUUUUAACCAAUUAUUUAUUUAUUUAAUAUUAUUAUUGAUGUUGUGUACAAUGUGUUAUAACUUUAUUUAAAUUGUUAUCCAAAUUAUCUGAUGCGGUUCUAUAAAGCAUAUUUUGUUAACUUGAAAUACCUGUGUUCCGAGCAAAAAAUACGCUUGUAUAUAUUUUUGAUACAGAAAUAGGAAGUGAUGAAAGAAUAGAAGUUUUAUGUAUAAUUCUGUACAUGAAACCUUCCAUUCAUCAAUCAGUGCCAAAUACUUUCGUUUCUUUAUUAUAACUAAUCAUUGUAAAUUCUGUUUAAAAAUUUUUAUCACUAUUUUUAUUAAUUUUUAGCAGUAAAAGAGUUUUUAUUUACAGAAAUUAAAUUUCCGAAAUAUCUAAAUAUUCUAUGUUAUAUAAAGCAGUUUUAAUAGUACUCGGUCAUGUUACUUUUUUCUCUUUAUUCUAUGACUAUAACCUUUGUAGCAGAUUUCUAAAUGUGCAUGUUUUUGUGCUUUUUAUUACAUGUAAAGGCCAAAGAUUACAUGUUCAUUUGUUUUUGAUAUGCACAAUAAAGUUCAGACUUUUGAAA
This is a messenger RNA of Stegodyphus dumicola, 3226 nucleotides long. RefSeq names its product microsomal triglyceride transfer protein large subunit-like. Gene Ontology annotation, cellular component: Golgi apparatus; endoplasmic reticulum; basolateral plasma membrane. Gene Ontology annotation, molecular function: lipid binding. Lineage: Eukaryota; Metazoa; Arthropoda; Arachnida; Araneae; Eresidae. The record is from RefSeq and is a predicted model, not a curated record. Gene Ontology annotation, biological process: lipid transport; lipoprotein metabolic process.